UUGUGGACGAAUGACGAGUUUUUAAUUAUAAUUAUAUUUUUUUAAGUGAUUUUUGUGAAGUGUUUUACACAAAAUUUGGAACAGUAGCAACAGAGUACAAUUGAACAUGAACAAUGAUACCACACAUCAACGAAUCCAAAGAUGAUUUUGAAGAGGAUCUGACUUUCGCUCAAGACAAAUACAGAAAUGUAAAAUGGUACGACCGAAUAUUGUUGAAUAAAACAUUUAGGGUUACUCUAUCAUUAUUAUUGAUAGCAGUCGCGUGUCCACUUUUAAUAUACCACUUCAUUUUCUUCCCGAGUUUCAACCACCCACCCUCAGAUGGAUACUCAACCGGGUCUUGCUUGGCACCAAGACAAAGCAGGCUACCUUGCGGUGUGGAAGCUGUUCCACCAGAGCUUUGCCAUCCACAAUGCUGUUACGACCACCAAAGCCACAUGUGCUUCCAUAGAUUCCCUUCCCGGUUCUCCUACUUAGUCCCUACAGAAUGGUCAGAAGGAAUGUUGUUACAGCCCAGAGUACCAACUGUUCCUUACAGAUUACAGAGAAGUCUAACAAAUCUCAAGUUAUCAAUCGACGAAGUUUCAUCCUCGCAUCUUUCUUUGACAUUCCACCAUUCAGACGACGAUAUCAGCGGCCGAAGAAUUACAGAAAAGAAAUAUGAUUACACUGUCUUAAAACACGAGCUGAGCAUCGUGGUUAAUGGCCCUAAUGGAAUUAUAUUCAAUACGGCCCGAGGCCCCUUGAUAGCGUCUAAUAAUAUAUGGGAGAUCUCAUUCAGACUCACGAAUUCAUCAAAUUAUAUGUACGGAUUAGGAGAGAUACCAUUAAAAGGUGGAACAACAAAAAUGAUAUACAGUCACCGUGGUGGACUCAGUUCGAUCCCGCUUAUAUUUGCGCAAUCAAAUAACUCGUAUCAUGGAUUUUUGAUUGAAGCGAUGGCCCCUACGGAAAUAUUGAUCAGACCCGAUAAUCAAAUGGUCAUACGCAGUAUAACAAAUUGGGGAUUAAAAUUCCAUUUGUUUGUUGGACCAACGCCGGCCGAUAUAAUGAGGGAUGUGAAGGGAAUGCUCGGUUUCAAAAAUAAUCUUGAAUAUUGGAUGCUUGGAGCUCAUGUUUGCAGUGAAGGCACAUCAGAAAAUCCAUUAACAGAACUUCAAACAUUUAUAACCACGUCAAACACCCAGAGGCUCCCAUUCGACAGCCACUGUGGCGCCGCCCCUGUGGUAUUCAAAACGGAUUGUGAUCCUGACCUUGUAACUCUUAUUAACCAGGGUGCCACGCAGUUAAAGAAUUCUAACAAAAAGUAUAUUCCUCACGUGUCUCCAUAUAUAAAGUAUACAGAACGUAUAACCGAAGAGCCAGAAGAAGUUACAAAUGAACCAGAAACGAGAGCGAGUGAACGAUGCUUUGAUGAUGAUCUUUAUGAAAAGUACAUCAUAAGAAGUUCAAACUCAUCACACAUAUAUCAAGGGGAAGUAGGUGGUAACAAAGUCAUUUAUCCUAACUAUGAGAAUGUAAGCGAAGAAUUCAUGAAGAGUCUGUGGAUCUACAACACCAACUUCGAUGGCGUUAUCUUAGAAAAUAAUUGGCCAUUAGAUGAAUCGAAAAAGGAUUUUGUAGACAUACAUGAUCAUUUACCAUACUUCAAUGAGGAUUUUGAAGCAGCUUUCAAAUUCACACCAAAAUGGAAUGCCACAAGACAUAUCGUGAUUGACGAUGACCAGACACUCUCAUUUAACGCCGAAGAGCUUCCUGAGAAAUAUUUAUACACCCACAACGAAUUCGGAAACCAAUUCGCUAGUGCAUUCGAAAAAAUCAAAGGACCAACAGAAACAUUUUCCACCAGCCAAUGGAUGAACGUGAAUGUGGUUGUAAACCGACAGAAUAUAAGAACUUCUUGGACUAAUCUGAAUAGAGAACUUAUUGAAGCAAGUUUGGGAGGAAUAUCUGGACAUUGGUACUGGUCGACACCCGUUUGUGGUGAUACGGACAACUUUGAUAGUGAAUCGCAAAUCAGACUGUGCGCUAAAUGGUACAUGGCAGCAACGUAUAUGCCGAUGAUCAAGAUACAUUCAAAAGAUGUUGCAAGAGAUCCACUAGCAUUCACUGGGACUGAUAGAGCUCAAAUGAUAUCAGCAUUGACUAAACGUAUGAGUCUGUUGCCUUACUUUUACACAGUACUUCAAGAAGGACCUCUUAUUAGGCCUAUGUUUUAUCAAUUUCCGAAUGCCGAGCCUCUAAGACAUUUGUCAACACAGUUUGCUGUAGGAGAUGAUUUGGUAAUUGUCCCUAACUUGCAACCGAGUCAAAGCCAUGUUCAUCUAUGGAUGCCACCAGGAACCUGGUUUGACUUUUGGGGUGGUUUGAAAAUUGAUGGUAUAGAAGGACAAGCUGUUACCAUGACAACGACGGAAGCGGACUUUUUGACUUUCAUGCGUGCUGGUUCUAUUAUCAUUAUGCAGAAGAACACUCAAUUGACGGCUGAACUAACUCGUCUCCAAUCAGAAUACACUGUAAUAAUUGCACUCGACUGUGAAAACUCAACCGUUGCAGAAGUAUUUGAAGAAACGACUACCACUGAAGAUCCGACAACUUCUGACCCUGAUUUGGGUGAUGAAGUAAAUAAGAAAAGAACAAUAUUCCUAUCUAAUACCAACACAGCGGAUGAAAGAGACAAAAGUAAAAAGGUAGCAGAAGAAUCUGAUGGUGCAACACCUAAGUGUUACGCACGUGGAAAACUUUAUAUGUCCGAAAACAUGACUAUCCAAUUUAAAUCAACUGAAACUGAAUUAACUAUUUCCGCUCUAGGCGAUGAUUUUGGAGUGAUCUGUGAUCCACAUGGACAAAUCUGGUCAAGUACUCUAAGACACGUAUCAAUUUAUGGUUUAAGUGAUGACCAAAAUAAUUACGAUGAUGACAGAAAAGUAGAUACACUAAUCAAUCUAUGCAGUUUGAUGAAUGCUAAAGAAAUAGUAUUUAAGUUUGUAAAUUGAUUUUGGAGAAAUAUUAUUUUGAAUCAUCAUUAAUUAGAUUUUUUAGAAGAUUUUUGUACAAAAUGACGUUUGUCAGAUGCAAACACAAUAUAAAGAUAUUUCAGAACA
Messenger RNA from Trichoplusia ni (cabbage looper), 3104 nucleotides. RefSeq names its product alpha-glucosidase 2-like. The record is from RefSeq and is a predicted model, not a curated record. Gene Ontology annotation, molecular function: alpha-glucosidase activity. Gene Ontology annotation, biological process: carbohydrate metabolic process; N-glycan processing. Lineage: Eukaryota; Metazoa; Arthropoda; Insecta; Lepidoptera; Noctuidae. The transcript has 7 exons. Bases 114 to 2996 code for a protein of 960 amino acids.